Molecule: messenger RNA, 2922 nt
Organism: Kogia breviceps (pygmy sperm whale)
Lineage: Eukaryota; Metazoa; Chordata; Mammalia; Artiodactyla; Physeteridae
Gene: PARD6B
Product: par-6 family cell polarity regulator beta
Biological process (GO): centrosome cycle; establishment or maintenance of cell polarity; regulation of cellular localization
Cellular component (GO): apical plasma membrane; cell cortex; nucleus
Molecular function (GO): protein binding
Source: RefSeq, a predicted model, not a curated record
UGCUCCGCCCCCUCCUCCUCCUCCUUCGCGGUCGCGGCCGUCGCCAAGGCCCGGAGGGAGGGAGCCGCGUUCCCGCCCGCCGCGCCGCCACUCUCAGCCUCGGUCACACCGCGUGAGGAGCCAGCCGAGCGGAGCUCUGCGCGGAGACCUGAGUCGCGGUCGCCCCUCUGCAGGUGCCUGUGAGGAGGCGCCUGGGCCGCAGCCGAGUCCCGAGCCCGCCGGCCGCGCACUCGCUCCCCGCGCUCCGAGGGACGGCCCGGCUGGAGGAGGCCGUUGCGGGCCAGGCCUCAGGAUGAACCGCAGCCACCGGCACGGAGCGGGCAGCGGCUGCCUGGGCACCAUGGAGGUGAAGAGCAAGUUUGGAGCUGAAUUUCGUCGGUUUUCACUGGAAAGAUCAAAACCUGGAAAGUUUGAGGAGUUUUAUGGAUUACUGCAACAUGUUCAUAAGAUACCCAAUGUUGACGUUUUAGUAGGCUAUGCAGACAUCCAUGGAGAUUUACUACCUAUAAAUAACGAUGAUAAUUAUCACAAAGCUGUUUCAACGGCCAACCCACUGCUUAGGAUUUUUAUACAAAAAAAGGAAGAAGCAGACUACAGUGCCUUUGGUACAGACACACUAAUAAAGAAGAAGAAUGUUUUAACCAAUGUGUUGCGUCCUGACAACCACAGAAAAAAGCCACACAUAGUCAUUAGUAUGCCCCAGGACUUCAGACCUGUGUCUUCUAUUAUAGACGUGGAUAUUCUCCCAGAAACACAUCGUAGGGUCCGUCUUUACAAAUAUGGCACUGAGAAACCCCUAGGAUUCUACAUCCGGGACGGCUCCAGUGUCAGGGUGACACCCCAUGGCUUAGAGAAGGUCCCAGGGAUCUUUAUAUCCAGACUUGUGCCAGGAGGUCUGGCUCAAAGCACAGGACUAUUAGCCGUUAAUGAUGAAGUUUUAGAAGUUAAUGGCAUAGAAGUUUCCGGGAAGAGCCUAGAUCAAGUAACUGACAUGAUGAUUGCAAACAGCCGCAACCUCAUCAUCACAGUGAGACCAGCAAACCAGAGGAAUAACGUCAUUAGGAACAGUCGGACUUCCGGCAGCUCUGGCCAGUCUACUGACAACAGCCUUCCUGGCCGUCCCCAGCAGAUCGAACCGAGCUUUGAGCCAGAGGAUGAAGACAGCGAUGAAGAGGACAUUAUUAUUGAAGACAAUGGUGUGCCACAGCAGAUCCCUAAGGCUGUUCAUAACACCGGGAGCCUGGAAUCAUUAACACAGAUAGAACUCAGUUUUGAAUCUGGACAGAACGGUUUUAUUCCUUCUAAUGAAGUGAGCUUAGCACCCUUAGCAAGUGGCACAAAUACAGAAUUUGAAACACGUGCUCCAGAUCAAAAACUCUUAGAAGAAGAUGGAACAAUCAUAACACUAUGAAACCAUCGCGUUUGAAUGUUUUCUGAGUGAGGAUGCCAUGGAGACUUGUAAAUUUGGCUAGUUUAAAGCAUAUAUACCUCUGAACCAGUGAUCUGGGAUAGGCAUGAAAAAAAUAUAUUGCAAGCUUAAAAUGUUAUUAAAAUAGUAGUUUGAUAAUUAAUAUAAACUUCGGUGGGUCAGAGGUGAAUUUAAGUCUAAAACAAAGGGGCCUUUGCUAAUGAAAUGAUGUGCUUUUGCUAUUUUGUCUAUAGAGAACUGGAUGUUAGAGCACAUUCCCAGAACUACACAUAAGGACUAGAUCAUUUCCGUUUUAAUUCUGACAUGAAGAAGUCUGAGUCUGUCUUUCGAUACUUUGGGACCUUGGCUCCUAUAUUCCCCAUGUUGUAUUUUGAUUUUUUAAUAUUGUUCCUCUGUUGCUAAUUGUAGCGAGUAAUUUUUUCAAAUGCUUUUUUUCCCCCCUAAUUUCUAAGAAAUCAAAUCAAUUGACUGUUUUUAGGGGUUGCUCCCUAAGUUAUAAAGCAUUGAAGCUAUGUUUCUGAAUUAAACUCUAGCAGUUGUUCAGGUCCGUGUUUGCCCAUCUUGUAGCUUUCAUAUUUACAAACUCAUUCCAUUUGGGCAUCACUUAUGUUGUGAAAGGCAGUUCCAUCGACUCUGGUGACAUGGGAGACUCUCUCCCGUAACCUCUUCUUGUCCUCAUUCCAAAUCUCAUUAGAAAUCAUUCCUUUUGUUGUUUGUGUGUAUAUUUUGUUUGUCUGCCUUUUUACUCUUUUAAUGUAUUUGAGUAGUGUGAAUUAUUUUCGUUAAAAAAAAAAUGCACCCAAACUAAGAGAUUUUUACACACAGGACAACCUUGUGCACUUUUUAUAUGAAAAUGUUGGGUUUUCCUUUAAUGGGAUUUCUAGGAACACUGCCUACACUUUAUGAAAAGUAUGUCGUAUUCACCUUUGACAGGUAGAGUGUAUCUCGAUUAAUUUUAUGAGGCUAUUUAUUACUUUCCGAUGCAUCCACUUAGCAAGGUAAGAGUAAGGCUGCUAACUUUCGUUCCUUGCCUGGUUUCAUUGUAUGGAGGGGCACAGGCACUACGGUAGCUUUGUAUAUAGAGACUAAGAAUAGUAUGAACUACAUGAGUUCCCUGUGACUUAUGGAUAUUUCUCUCAGAGUUAUUUAUUGAUUAAUUUUAUGCUAGGGCUAGAAUGGAUACCUUAUAACAAUUGUGUGCUAUUAAAACAAUGAAGAAUCAAAUGACUCCGUUUUGAAGGAUAUUUUCUCUAUAUGGUAAAAGUAUAUGAAGUAAAGUUGAUUAAAUGAAGCUCUCUUGACUCAGAAUACUUCAAUGUAUUUUGUUCACAUUUUACCACUAAACGUAUCACUAAAUUGUUAACUGCACAACAUUAUGUAAUACAGUGUACUUUUUGUUGAAUUCAUUGAAGUUCUUCCAGUUAUAUAACCACUGUUUUUUAAUGGCAUUCCAGGUUUAACAUUCUGUUGAGUUCUAUAAGUUUGACUUUUUU